Elephantulus edwardii (Cape elephant shrew) is the source of this 3771-nucleotide messenger RNA. RefSeq names its product Crm, cramped-like (Drosophila) (gene CRAMP1). Lineage: Eukaryota; Metazoa; Chordata; Mammalia; Macroscelidea; Macroscelididae. Gene Ontology annotation, biological process: pattern specification process. Bases 1 to 3771 code for a protein of 1256 amino acids. The record is from RefSeq and is a predicted model, not a curated record. Gene Ontology annotation, molecular function: chromatin binding. Gene Ontology annotation, cellular component: nucleus. The transcript has 20 exons.
AUGACAGUGAAGUUGGGAGACGGCGGCGGGGAGGACGGGCUCAAGAAGCUGGGCAAGCGUGCGGCCGAUGAGGACUCCCUGGAAGGCGAAGGCGCCGGUGGAGGGGACGCGGCAGAGGAGGAGACGAGCGGCACAAAGGCGGCGGAGCAGCCCCUCAGCAGUGGCAGCGCCGGGCCCCUUGGUCCCCCGGCUCCCUGCGCCCCGCAGGGCUCUCCCCAGGAUCAGCACCACUUCCUCAGAUCCAGCGUCAGACCACAGAGCAAGAGACCCAGGAAGGACGUGUCCUGUUCAGCUGGUGGCUCCGGGGCCCGGGGCAAAGGAACUGACAGCAGUGGAGCAGCAUCUGGAAAUGGGCCUGUCGUUGCCCCCACUGCCCCUGCCGGGGGCUCACGCCCCUCCUCCCGGAACCUAGGGUCAUCGGGAGGUGACAAGGAGGAGGGCAAGAAGGUGCGGCGGCAGUGGGAGUCCUGGAGCACGGAGGACAAGAACACCUUCUUUGAAGGGUUAUACGAGCAUGGGAAGGACUUCGAGGCAAUCCAGAAUAACAUCGCCCUGAAGUACAAGAAGAAAGGCAAGCCCACCAGCAUGGUGAAGAACAAGGAGCAGGUCCGGCACUUCUACUACCGCACGUGGCACAAGAUCACCAAGUACAUUGACUUUGACAAUGUGUUCUCAAGAGGACUGAAGAAGUCGUCCCAGGAGCUCUACGGACUCAUCUGUUACGGGGAGCUGCGCAAGAAGAUCGGGGGCUGCAUGGAUGACAAGAAUGCCUCGAAGCUGAAUGAGCUCAUCCAGGCUGGGGCCACCACAGUUCGCUACAAAGGGAGGAACCUGCGGAUCAAGGCGCCCAUGUGCCGAGCUCUGAAGAAGCUCUGUGACCCUGACGGCCUCAGUGAUGAGGAGGACCAGAAACCUGUCCGCCUGCCCCUGAAGGUUCCUGUGGAGUUGCAGCCUCGCAACAACCAUGCCUGGGCCCGUGUGCAGAGCCUCGCCCAGAACCCUCGGCUCAGGAUGAUUGUGGAGCUUCAUCGAAAGGUCUCUAGCCUCAUCGAGUUCCUGAAGCAGAAGUGGGCCCUUCAGGAGGUGCGAGUCCGCAAGACAUUGGAGGAGCGGCAGCUUCAGGAGCCAUGCCCGGCGGAGGAGAGACUAACGCUGCACCUAUUUCCAGGCGAGAACUCCACGGUGACGCCACUGCCAGGAGUGGCCAGGGUGGUGCACUCCAAGGCCUACUGCACAGUGCACUGGCAAGAGAGCGGCCGUUGCAAGCAGGGCACCCGUGAUGCCCACACUCUGCCACCUGCCCAGAUCCUGGGCAUCCAGAGUGGCCAGGGCACAGCCAGGGGCCAGGUCAAGUGCGCCCGGGGUGCAGCUGAGGGCAAGGCCACUGGGCGGCCCACUGUUCCUGCUGAUACUUCACAGAGUUCUGGAGAGAGUUCCCCUGAGAGUGGCCCUGGGGAGGGGACAACCCCAAAUUUGAGGAGCCCUGAUGCCCCAGAUAGGCUCCCUGCUGGACUGCUGGACACCAUAGUGGGCCUGGAGAAGGGCCCCAUGGACGGUCCAGUCUGUGUCCCAGGCCCUGGGUCCAGUGAGUUGUGCACCUGCGGCCAGCCGCCAGACCUGGAAGAGGAUCUGUCCCUGUUGGACCCUGUUCCCCGCUACAUGAAGUCCUGCCAGGACCUCAUCAUCCCAGACAAGUGCCAGUGUGCAGACUCUCGAGCUAGGGCUGAGCGACCAUCCUCUGGGUGCUGCACCUCUCCUGAGGCCUGUGCUCCCAGUGCUGGGGAUGCUGUGGACCUGGCUCAGGGUCCAUACCCCGUCUGUGCCCCACCUCAUCCAGAACCCCCACCCAGCCAAGGCCGUGGACUGCAGCCUGAUGGUGGUGGCACUAAAGACCCAGCUGAGGUGUCUGCAGAGGAGCUACUGGAGAAAGGGAUGGCCGUGGACACCGUGCCCCCGCCUCCUCCUGUGCAGCCCACCAGCAGGUUGGCCCAGCAGGUGCGUGAGGAGGGCUGGAACAUGCAGACGUCCGAAAGCCUCACGCUGGCCGAAGUCUACCUCAUGCUUGGCAAGCCCAGCAAGCUGCAGCUGGAGUAUGACUGGCUGGCUGUGCCGGGCCCCCUGCCCCACACCGGCCCCGCACCUGCUGCACUGCACAAACAACGCCUGCUCAGCUGCCUCCUCAAGCUCAUUGCCACUGAGGUCAGCCCCAAGCCGGCUCAGGAAGCCACUGCUGCCUCUAUGGCCUCCGUGAAGCCCACCCAGGAGGAGCAGCCACUGCCACCUUCUGGGAAGGUGGUAGCUGUCAACUCUCGGAGCCCCCGAUGUCCUCGCAGCAAAGCCUUUUCCCCAAACACUGCACCCUGCUCCUCAGGUUUGAGGAACCCCCCAAGACCACUCCUGGUGGCUGGCCCCGCUAACACAGGCAGCAGCGACUCCGAUGGCGGCCUUUUUGCCAUCCCCACGACUCUGCCACCCAACAGCCGUCAUGGGAAGCUCUUCUCCCCCAGCAAAGAUGCUGAGCUUUCAUUCCGCCAACACCUGAGCUCGGUCAGCAUGAGUUCGGAUUUUUUCCUGCCAAAGCCCCAGAAGCUGCGAAACCGGCACCUGCGGAAGCCACUGGUGGUCCAGAGAACACUGCUGCCACGACCGUCAGACAGCCAGGCCCACAACGUGUGCUCAUUCUCCAUCCUGUCCAACUCUUCCAUCACCGGGAGAGGUUCAUUCCGGCCCAUCCAGUCCUCUAUGACCAAAGCUGCCCUGUCACGGCCCAUUGUGCCCAAGGUCCCUCCACCCCAGGCCACCAACCACCUAGCCAGUGCCAUUGACCUGGCUGCCAAGAGUGCCGGCAUCAUCCCUGGGAGUCCCCUCCCUGUCUUAGACCCCAAAGGCCUAUCAGGCAUCUCUCCGCUGCCUUCAGAUGAUGUGACUGCAGCUGUUGCCAGCCAGGACUCUGCUGGAUCCCACCAGAAUGGACACCCCAUCUCCACUGUAGGGACCGCAAGCAGUCCCUUCAUCAGUGUCCCCACGAGGCUUGAGCCAGAGCCAGAACCUGCAGCAGACAGCUUCCAGGGCUCCUCUGUCCUCUCCUUGUCUGAACUCCCCAAGACUCCACUCCAAAACGGCCUCUCGACACCGCUCCCCUCGUCAGAAGGUUCCAGCACUCGGCUCUCUCCGCCCAAUGUAUCUGCCUUACUGGACCUCUCCCUCCCUGGGCCACCCGAGGAUGUGCUCUCACAGGGCGAGCCUGCCACCCACAUCAGUGACUCCAUUAUUGAGAUCGCCAUCAGCUCUGGACAGUAUGGUGAAGGCGUCUCACUUUCUCCAGCUAAACUGAAUGGCAGCGACAGUUCCAAGAGUCUUCCCUCCCCAUCCAGCAGUCCCCAGCCCAACUGGAUCGCCUCCCCUACCCAUGACCCCCAGUGGUACCCCAGUGAUUCCACUGACUCUUCACUCAGCAGCCUCUUUGCAAGCUUCAUCUCCCCAGAGAAGAGCCGGAAGAUGCUGCCCACGUCUUCUGGGACAAAUAGUGGCACUUCCUUAUUGGGCCCUAGCUUGCUGGAUGGAAACUCAAGGGACUCCUUUGUGUCCAGGUCACUGGCUGAUGUCGCUGAGGUUGUGGACUCCCAGCUGGUAUGCAUGAUGAAUGAAAAUAGCAUCGAUUACAUCUCCCGAUUCAAUGACCUGGCCCAAGAGCUGUCCAUUGCUGAUCCUAGCCGCCGGGAGGUCCUAUUUGAUGGUGGCGGGCCCCCCAUCGGUGACCUGUCCCAAUGA